Molecule: messenger RNA, 2361 nt
Organism: Chlamydomonas reinhardtii
Lineage: Eukaryota; Viridiplantae; Chlorophyta; Chlorophyceae; Chlamydomonadales; Chlamydomonadaceae
Exons: 7
Coding region: 30-2081 (683 amino acids)
Source: RefSeq, a predicted model, not a curated record
UUAAGUUUGCUCAAUUUACUAAAAAUACCAUGCCAUCCAAAAAGAAGGGCGCGCAGCGCAGCGGCGCCGGUGCGGAGGGCGCGCGUGAUGACGCGCACAGCAACGAGCAGCCCGACUCAGAGACCGCCGCGGCGGCCACCGGACUGGACGAGCCCGCUUCCGAGGCCAGCGGCUACCGUAGCGAUGUGAGCAGCGACGACGACGAUGACGUCGGCGCCGAGGGCGGCGGCGGUGACGGCACCAGCGGCAGCGGCACUAGCGGCGCCGAAGCAAUGGGUCCUGAUCUGGGCAGCGAUGUGGAGCUGGACCCGGGAGAGGUGGCGGCCGCCAUACGGCGGCGGCGGCAGGUGGAGCAGGAGGAGCAGGAGCAGCGGGGCGGUGCAGCGGGCGGAGGGGAGGGCAGGGAGGGCGGAGGAGGAGGCGGAGGAGGCGGCGCGGGUCCGCUGCCGGAGGGAGAGCUUGAGGAGGGCCACAUCUACUUCUUCUACAGACCCAAGGUGCAGCAGCAGCACCCCGCCAGCCUGAACGACACCGCCCGCUUCUACAUGAUCCUGCAGCCCACAGCCAGGAGCGAGCAGCAGCAGCAGCAGCAGCAGCAGCACCAGCACCAGCAGCAGCCAGAAGGCAAGGAAGAGGGCGAACCAGCCGGAGGCGGGGGCGCGGGCGCGGCCGUGGGCGCUGGCACGGCUGCAGCUGCAGCACCCAUGCCCGGGGAGGGCGACGCGGGUGGGGGCGGCGCGGAGCCGCCCGCACACCUGGCCUCCUCGGACACCGCAGCCGAGGCAAGGGAGGGGGACCGGCCGCCGGAAGACAAAAACGGUGGCGGUAGUGCCGGCGGCAAGGGCGGCGGGGCGGCAGCGCAGCAGCAGCAGCCGGGGCCGCUGCCGUGCCGGCUGCUGGUGGUGGGCAAGAAGCGGAUGCCGGACGCGGCGCGGCACGAGCGCUUCUUCGGAUUUGUGGAGGCCGUGGCCAGCAGUGUGCCGGAGCUGACGUCGGGGCUGGGCGAGCGGCGCUACAACACCAAGACACGCGGCGAGCGCACGCAGCCGGCGGCGCGCGCGGCGGGCCGCGGCAUGUACGCCCUCUUCAGCCGCAGCCACGGCGCCCGCUCCGCCCCGCACGCCGAGCUGGCGUAUGUGCUGCAGCUGCCCGCGGGCGGUCCGGGCCCGGUGCAGCAGGAGCUGCGCAUCGCGGAGGAGGCCAGAUACGUGCUCAAGAUAAAGAACCCCACCGGUGUCCAGCCGCCCGGCCGCCCAUCGGCCGGCCCCGAGCCCGCCUACAGCCGCCAGCAAAUGGACCGAUUCGAGGCCGCCGGCACGUCGUGGCUGGACGCUGCGGAGGACCUGUCACUGCUGGACGUGGCGGGGACAGAGUUCGUGCUCAUAGGCGCGCGGGAGCAGCCGCUGGGCCAUGUGGACGAGGCGCCGGCUGCUCACCUGCUGCAGGCCGCACAGCAGGAGCAGCAGCAACUGCUACAGCAGCAGGCAGAGGCAGGACAGCAGCCGGAGGGGCAGGAAUCUGCUGGCGCGGACCCUCAGGCUGGUGGCGGCGCCGCUGGCGCCGGCGCCGGGGGUGGCGGUGGCCGUGGCGGUGGUGGCAGAGGCGUCGGCGGCAAACGGUCGCGCGGCGGAAGUGUUGGAGGUGGCGGCGGUGGUGGCGGGGAUGUGGCUGUGUCAGCGGCGGCGGAGGUUGCCGGCGGCGGCGGAGGAGGAGAGGCCUCGGAGCGGACAGGCAUGCCGGCUGGUACGUCGCCUGCAGGCGGCGGCCACAAACACCGGGGCGCUCAGGCACAGCCGUCAAAGCGCGCAAAGGUCAAGGGCGCUACUGCCGCCACAGAUGUGGCUGGUGCCAGUGGCGGCGGCGGCGACGGUAGCAGUGGCGGUACAGUACCAGAGUCGCAGGUGGAGCGGAAGCAGCAGCAGGCGAUGGCUGCCAAGCUGGAGAUGGAGAUUGGCGCGGUGGCAGAGGGCAGCGAAGGCGCAGGCACGCCGCCGGGGGCGAUGCAUGCGGAUUGGGCGGCGGAGGGGCAGCAGCGUCACACAAUUGUUACGGCGCCAGCCGAGACGGGGCAGUGGGCUUAAGAACUGCGGAUGAUGGGGGGGAUUGCUGUUGGUGUUUGGUGAGGCUGCCGCCUGCUCCUGUUACGCCGAGGGGGCCAUGCGGGCAAAUGAGAUGAGCGGCGCAGCUGUGCCUGUGCUGUGGCUGGUGCAGCUAAUUUGCGGGUUGGCGCGCGGUAACAGGCUGUUGGUAUGAUGUUGCAGGCGUUUGUUGCGGGAGGCGGAUAGGCGGGAUGUACAGUGCCGAGAGCGGCUCCGCCAAACUGCGAAUGUGCGCGGACAUGUCGUGUAACAGCUCGUUGUC